Salvelinus fontinalis (brook trout) is the source of this 11885-nucleotide messenger RNA. RefSeq names its product ataxin-1-like. The transcript is spliced from 3 exons. Gene Ontology annotation, biological process: regulation of DNA-templated transcription; anatomical structure development. Lineage: Eukaryota; Metazoa; Chordata; Actinopteri; Salmoniformes; Salmonidae. Gene Ontology annotation, cellular component: nucleus. The record is from RefSeq and is a predicted model, not a curated record. Bases 259 to 2709 code for a protein of 816 amino acids. Gene Ontology annotation, molecular function: RNA binding; protein binding.
CGUCUGCUGGCCUCCGAAAUGGGCUCGACUAAUCAGCCCUGAUUUCAUCCACAUUUCCUUAUCAUAUUAACUGUUCCGAAAGCGUAAGGCAGUCGAGGCAUAUCCACAAUGACAUUUGGAGGUGAGGCGGUGGACGAGGUCAGCUUCAGGUUCUCAGAGCUGGUUCCUGUGGUGCUAACUGCCUGGCCAACAGGCUCCACUCCCCGUGCUGCACAAUAAAGAGCCUUUCACGCCCAGACAAGACUACACUGCACCGCCAUGAAGCCAGGUCACGAGCGCAAUCAGGAGUGCCUGCCUCCCAAGAAGAGGGAUCUCAAUAACAGCACCAGUAGUAGUAGUGCGGGAGGAGGGGCAGGCAGUGGGGUGGGGGGAGGAGGUGGUGGGGGAGGGGGGGAGGAAGUGUCCUCCACUCAGAGCUCAGGGGUCGGUAGUGACACUCAGGGAGGAGGCACAGCAGAAGAGUGGCUGCGUGCACAGCAUGGUCUACACUAUGGAGUAGAGAGUGCUGAGGGCCUCCAAGGGCUGCCCGUUGACCAGUACAGCAUGCUCUAUAGGGUGGCUCUCCCCUCUGUCUCCUACUCCCAGACCAGUCUACACCCAGUGUUAAGCCAUAUCUCUCCAGCUUACACUGUCCCCUCAUCUCUCCUACAGCAUCAUCCAGGGAUCUCCUAUCCCCCUCUAGGCUAUGCCCAGAUCCCCCACUCCUCUUUCCAGUUUGUCUCCCCAUACGGUGCAGUCCCUUAUGCAGUUCCCCCUGGCUUUGUCCCCAGCUCCCUGAUCUCUCCCUCGGGCACCCUCUCCCAGCCCCACCUGGUCCCCUACCAGUCAGUCAUCCAGGAGGGGGUGGUCUCCCCUCCUACCCAGGCCCAUGUAUCUGCCCAUGCCUUUGCAAAAAUGGGGUCGUCUGGAGGUGUCCCGCUGAUGCUGACCUCGGAGCAGGCUGCCCAGCACCAGCAGCACCUGGGCGCGCUGCCCGCCGCAGAGCUCAGUCCUCGGGGAGUGCCAGUCUUUUACCACUCUCAGGGCACCAGGGCUGCGCCUGCCCCCUGGGACCCCUACAGCGGGGAGCAGGAGACAGACAGGGAUAGAGAGUUGAAUGGAGGGGAGAGGGAGCAGGCAGCCAGGGAGAUGCUCCAGGACUCAGUCUACAUUGCCAGAAAUGCACGGCUGCUGCAGGCAGCAUCCGCCUCUGUAGCACUGGAGCACGCACAGGACAGAAGCCUGAAGAGCCGCAGGCUGGACGAGAGGGCUUCGCCUGGGCAGCGCAGCACCCCAGACACUGACCUGGAGGUUCAGCAGGUCGUUGGUCGCCUAGCCUCUCCUGUCCAAGGUGUGAGUGGAGGGCGCAAAGAGGUGUCCUUUGGUCCCCUGAACCUAUCCCAGGGCUCUCAGAGAGGCAGAGAGGCUCAUGGGGAGGCAGGUGAGAGUGCUGGCCGGACAGCGUACGCGAUCCACCCUGCGGUGUAUGGAGACCCCCGAAUGACGGCCCAUCAACAGCAGGCAGGGCAGCCAGGCCACGCGGUCAUCUUGGCCAAUGGACAGACAGUCCUGGUCCCCUUAGACUAUCCCCACCUCCCCCACCAACAUCAACAGCCACCCCAGCACUACCCCAGCCAGACCAAUGAUGACACCUCUGCUGUCACCAUGGCCUCCCCCACCCCCUACUCUAAAGCCUCUGAGUCUCCAGCCAGAGUGGGCCUCCCAGACAGGGCUGUGGUGGAUCUGGCCGCCGUGGAGCAGCACCCCCAGCAGCCUUUUUCUGUCCCAGUCACGGCAGCCCUCACGCAGGCCCUGGUGCCCACCCCUGCCGCCUCCAAUCCCUCCCAUUUCAUGAAGGGGGCCAUCAUCCAGCUAGCCACGGGGGAGCUGAAGCGCGUGGAGGACCUGCAGACUCAGGAUUUUGUGCGGAGUGCUGAGGUGAGUGGGGGGCUGAAGAUCGACUCCAGCAUGGUGGUGGACAUCAGGACCAGCCAGCAGAGACCCGGCCUGGUGGCGCUGCACUUCACAGUUGGCGAGCAGCAGAGCAAGGUGACCAUCGACGUGCCCCCGGAGCACCCCUUCUUUGUGUUUGGCCAGGGCUGGUCCUCCUGCAGCCCAGAGCGCACGGCCCAGCUCUAUGGCCUGGCAUGCCACCACCUGCAGGUAGGAGACGUGUGUGUGUCCAUCACUCUGCAGCAGCCGCCCCAGCAACAGAAACAGCCCCUGCAGCAGCAACAACAGCAGCAACAACAGCAGCAGCAGCAGCAGCAGCAGACCCAAGCCAGGACUUCCACCAAAGCCAACUCCACAUCAGGGGCCAUCGGCCAGCCCAUGGGGCCCCCUGCCCCCCAGCAGCCCAGGCCACAGCCUCACUUCAGGAUGGAACGCAUCCACAGAGAGAGGGAGAGGGGGGAUAAAGAGGAGCCCAUGCAACUAGGGGGUGUUGGGCAGAGUGAGAUGCCCACCAGACCAAAUAGGACUUCAGCAGAGCACACUAGGAGCCAGAGCAGUUACUAUUUGCACACGGAGGGUUCUGCUCGUCCAGGGGCGGGGGUGGGAGUGGUGUCGACAGUGUCGAGCGCGUCUCAGAGGCGCUGGUCCUCCCCCGGCCUUCAGAGAUACAUGAAGGUAGAGGAAGGGGCGCACCCUCAGCUGGGCUCCUCUCGACCCUCCUUCAUCCCACAGGAGGUCAAACUGUCCAUUGAGGGGCGCUCUAACGCUGGGAAGUAGCACCAACCACAGCACAGAAGAGACUGUCAGAGGAGUGUGAACAUCAGAAAGGGGGAAAGGGGGAGUGGGAAUGUAGCCUCAGAAUGUUUGAUAUUUUGCACACCUAAUAAGAUUACAAGCUCUUUGUUUUCAGUGGAACUACCUGGUCUUGUGGCUGGUCAGGUCCGCUCUAUUUGUCAGUCAGUCAGGACAGCUCCUGGUCCAGUGAUCAGGAGAUUGGGUCUCUGCUCUCCCAGGCUGACAGGGAGCGUAUGCAGAAGCAGGGAGUGUAUGUAGCUGGUGAAUCACCUACCAAAGUCCUCAGACUGCAUCUUCCUUCCUUCCUCCCUACCGCCCUACCAACCCCUCAGAACCAUCCUUAUCGCAGGUGAACCAACCCUCAGAACCAUCCUUAUCACAGGUGAUCGCAUUCACUGGACUUUCUCUCUUCUUUGACCAAACCAUCUCUCGAAACCCAAUACUGGGGAGAAUAUAUAGCCCAUGUCUGGUAGACAGACACACGGUCUGACAGUGACAAGAACAUAGCUAUCCUAUUAUGCUCUGUCUCUCCCCACAUUUCUAUUUUGGUCUGUUACCUUCAAAAGCGUUCUCCAAAAAAGAAGAAAAGACUAAAGACACACCUGCGGUGCUGAAUUGCUGGUAUCGGCACAUAGAUGCUUUUCCCUCUAAUGAUGUUGGUUCUCUUGAUGCAGACUCUUGAUGUGUGUCAUCGUCACUUAGUGUGCUUCUCUAGUAGGAGCAGAGGACUUCUACUAAGGCACAGACACUUUCCCUCAUCUCCCUGCCUCUCCUCGUAGGGCCCAGUCUGAGAGGGUCUGAGAGGAGGGCAGGCAGCCUUAGAGGUCUUUCAAUCAGCUCCUUCAAUCAACCAAUCAGAACCUAGGAAACCGCUCACUCCUUUCGUAAGGCACCAACCACGCUUCCCCGUUUUUCAUUUUACACCCCAACCCCACUUUGUGCCACGGUUACAUGUCAGUUUUCCUUUCGAAAGAAACCAAAAGAGAUCAUGCAUUCCAGCAUCAUAGUGAUUAUCAGAGUGACCACAAGACAACACUCAUCUUCCCGAAUGGAGCCCUUCCUGCCUGCUAUACCUCUCAGCAUUCCUCUGGCUUGUGACUGUUUACUGUAUUGUAUUAGUAGGCACCACUACUGGAGGCACGGGCUGGUCUCCACCAAUGUCACCUGUGGGAAUGAUGCCUGUAUGCAGCAGUACUGGCUGCAGGCAACUGGCCUGCUCAGGCUGCAGCCCGUCAUGGACGGUGAGGGCCAGAGAGUGAAACCUCCCCAUAGAGCAAUGUUGGCCCUCUCAGUGCAGCAGCCCCUGGGCCUAUGAGGGGGAACCCUGUGUGUGUUGGAGGGGAUGAAGUUGGACCUGCUUCAUACCUUUUUCACACUAUUGUCCCAACACAAACUGGGGGGAUCUUUUGGCUUGCUUUCCAGUGAAUAUAAUUGGUUUAAGGUUAGCCUGCCAUUUUCCAGCCUGGUUUAGGUUGUUCAUAGCUAGCUAACUAUGUGCCUCUGCUCGUUUAAAAGCAGGAUGGCACUAGAUAUGUUAUCUGGCCAGGUCAGCUUACACGACGGUGUGAAAUGGGUAUAUGAGUCUAGUCAAUCCUUGCUCAGUUACCAAAAUCAAAGCAAUAGUUGCUUUUCUGUUUAUUUGGGGUUUUCUGUGUAUUUUGUUAUUGUUUUUAUAUAAAUAUACAGCUUGCGUAUCAGACCUAAUACUAUCUUUAACCCUGACCUGAAACGUUCCUGCUUUUUGAAGGUGAUGCACAAUUUGUCUCUGAAAUGUUUUGAUCUUUGUAUGGUUAUUACAGAUUCACAAUCAAAGCAUGCCUUUUGAAAUUAUUUUUAUUUAAAAAACCAGGCAUUUCUUCUGGAGAGAAUAGUCUCCUUUUUGAUGGACUGAAGGUUCGGGCUCUGAUCAUCACUGAUAGUAUUCAUUAUGGUUUUAUAUGGUUAACCUAUAUAGUUACUCCUAUAUGGUUUUAUUCAAGUGCAUCUCCCAGAGAGGCUUGACUCCAAAUCAAUGGUGAGCAUCUUAACUGUCCUCUGUUUUGUCCUCUCCAUUGUCUUUUAAUCUACUUGUGUACAUGUAGAAUUGUUUUAUUCUGUCCAUGGCAAUAUUAUUUCCAGUUGACCUUAAUAUUGUCUUGUAUUGCACAUAGAAAACUUCACCUGUUGAUUCACACUGACCUUGUAAUGGGAAUUACAAAUAGUUUAUUUUUUUUAUGAAGGGAUUUUUUUGUUUGUAGCUAUUACAUUUUUUGAAGUGUUCUUAACUUAAGGUAGUUUUGGCAAUAGAGAAACUGACUUGCAUGGUUGACACUGUUUACAAAUUAGCCAAGAAAAAAUGCUGCAGUUUCCUUUUUCGGACACAGAUUUUAGUCACAAACUUCAAGUGGAUAAAAUCAAGAUGAAGUGCAAUUAGAGCAGAUGUAAAAAUCACCCAGACAUUUAGUUUGAUAUGUCAUUCCAUAAAGCAGCCAGACAUUUAGUUUGAUAUGUCAUUCCAUAAAGCAGCCAGACAUUUAGUUUGAUAUGUCAUUCCAUAAAGCAGCCAGACAUUUAGUUUGAUAUGUCAUUCCAUAAAGCAGCCAGACAUUCAGUUUGAUAUGUCAUUCCAUAAAGCAGCCAGACAUUUAGUUUGAUAUGUCAUUCCAUAAAGCAGCCAGACAUUCAGUUUGAUGUCAUUCCAUGAAGCAGCCAGACAUUCAGUUUGAUAUGUCAUUCCAUGAAGCAGCCAGACAUUCAGUUUGAUAUGUCAUUCCAUAAAGCAGCCAGACAUUCAGUUUGAUAUGUCAUUCCAUAAAGCAGCCAGACAUUUAGUUUGAUAUGUCAUUCCAUAAAGCAGCCAGACAUUUAGUUUGAUAUGUCAUUCCAUAAAGCAGCCAGACAUUCAAUUUGAUAUGUCAUUCCAUAAAGCAGCCAGACAUUCAGUUUGAUAUGUCAUUCCAUAAAGCAGCCAGACAUUCAGUUUGAUAUGUCAUUCCAUAAAGCAGCCAGACAUUCAGUUUGAUAUGUCAUUCCAUAAAGCAGCCAGACAUUCAGUUUGAUAUGUCAUUCCAUAAAGCAGCCAGACAUUUAGUUUGAUAUGUCAUUCCAUAAAGCAGCCAGACAUUCAGUUUGAUAUGUCAUUCCAUAAAGCAGCCAGACAUUCAGUUUGAUAUGUCAUUCCAUAAAGCAGCCAGACAUUUAGUUUGAUAUGUCAUUCCAUAAAGCAGCCAGACAUUUAGUUUGAUAUGUCAUUCCAUAAAGCAGCCAGACAUUUAGUUUGAUAUGUCAUUCCAUAAAGCAGCCAGACAUUUAGUUUGAUAUGUCAUUCCAUAAAGCAGCCAGACAUUCAGUUUGAUAUGUCAUUCCAUAAAGCAGCCAGACAUUUAGUUUGAUAUGUCAUUCCAUAAAGCAGCCAGACAUUCAGUUUGAUGUCAUUCCAUGAAGCAGCCAGACAUUCAGUUUGAUAUGUCAUUCCAUGAAGCAGCCAGACAUUCAGUUUGAUAUGUCAUUCCAUAAAGCAGCCAGACAUUCAGUUUGAUAUGUCAUUCCAUAAAGCAGCCAGACAUUUAGUUUGAUAUGUCAUUCCAUAAAGCAGCCAGACAUUUAGUUUGAUAUGUCAUUCCAUAAAGCAGCCAGACAUUCAAUUUGAUAUGUCAUUCCAUAAAGCAGCCAGACAUUCAGUUUGAUAUGUCAUUCCAUAAAGCAGCCAGACAUUCAGUUUGAUAUGUCAUUCCAUAAAGCAGCCAGACAUUCAGUUUGAUAUGUCAUUCCAUAAAGCAGCCAGACAUUCAGUUUGAUAUGUCAUUCCAUAAAGCAGCCAGACAUUUAGUUUGAUAUGUCAUUCCAUAAAGCAGCCAGACAUUCAGUUUGAUAUGUCAUUCCAUAAAGCAGCCAGACAUUCAGUUUGAUAUGUCAUUCCAUAAAGCAGCCAGACAUUUAGUUUGAUAUGUCAUUCCAUAAAGCAGCCAGACAUUUAGUUUGAUAUGUCAUUCCAUAAAGCAGCCAGACAUUCAGUUUGAUAUGUCAUUCCAUAAAGCAGCCAGACAUUUAGUUUGAUAUGUCAUUCCAUGAAGCAGCCAGACAUUUAGUUUGAUAUGUCAUUCCGUAAAGCAGCCAGACAUUUAGUUUGAUAUGUCAUUCCGUAAAGCAGCCAGACAUUUAGUUUGAUAUGUCAUUCCGUAAAGCAGCCAGACAUUUAGUUUGAUAUGUCAUUCCGUAAAGCAGCCAGACAUUUAGUUUGAUAUGUCAUUCCGUAAAGCAGCCAGACAUUUAGUUUGAUAUGUCAUUCCGUAAAGCAGCCAGACAUUUAGUUUGAUAUGUCAUUCCGUAAAGCAGCCAGACAUUUAGUUUGAUAUGUCAUUCCGUAAAGCAGCCAGACAUUUAGUUUGAUAUGUCAUUCCGUAAAGCAGCCAGACAUUCAGUUUGAUAUGUCAUUCCGUAAAGCAGCCAGACAUUCAGUUUGAUAUGUCAUUCCGUAAAGCAGCCAGACAUUCAGUUUGAUAUGUCAUUCCGUAAAGCAGCCAGACAUUCAGUUUGAUAUGUCAUUCCGUAAAGCAGCCAGACAUUUAGUUUGAUAUGUCAUUCCGUAAAGCAGCCAGACAUUUAGUUUGAUAUGUCAUUCCGUAAAGCAGCCAGACAUUUAGUUUGAUAUGUCAUUCCGUAAAGCAGCCAGACAUUUAGUUUGAUAUGUCAUUCCGUAAAGCAGCCAGACAUUUAGUUUGAUAUGUCAUUCCGUAAAGCAGCCAGACAUUUAGUUUGAUAUGUCAUUCCGUAAAGCAGCCAGACAUUCAGUUUGAUAUGUCAUUCCGUAAAGCAGCCAGACAUUUAGUUUGAUAUGUCAUUCCGUAAAGCAGCCAGACAUUUAGUUUGAUAUGUCAUUCCGUAAAGCAGCCAGACAUUCAGUUUGAUAUGUCAUUCCAUAAAGCAGCCAGACAUUCAGUUUGAUAUGUCAUUCCAUAAAGGAGCCAGACAUUCAGUUUGUCAUUCCAUAAAGCAGCCAGACAUUCAGUUUGAUAUGUCAUUCCAUAAAGCAGCCAGACAUUUAGUUUGAUAUGUCAUUCCAUAAAGCAGCCAGACAUUUAGUUUGAUAUGUCAUUCCAUAAAGCAGCCAGACAUUCAGUUUGAUAUGUCAUUCCAUAAAGCAGCCAGACAUUUAGUUUGAUAUGUCAUUCCAUAAAGCAGCCAGACAUUUAGUUUGAUAUGUCAUUCCAUAAAGCAGCCAGACAUUUAGUUUGAUAUGUCAUUCCAUAAAGCAGCCAGACAUUUAGUUUGAUAUGUCAUUCCAUAAAGCAGCCAGACAUUCAGUUUGAUAUGUCAUUCCAUAAAGCAGCCAGACAUUCAGUUUGAUAUGUCAUUCCAUAAAGCAGCCAGACAUUUAGUUUGAUAUGUCAUUCCAUAAAGCAGCCAGACAUUUAGUUUAUGUCAUUCCAUAAAGCAGCCAGACAUUUAGUUUAUGUCAUUCCAUAAAGCAGCCAGACAUUUAGUUUGAUAUGUCAUUCCAUAAAGCAGCCAGACAUUCAGUUUGAUAUGUCAUUCCAUAAAGCAGCCAGACAUUCAGUUUGAUAUGUCAUUCCAUAAAGCAGCCAGACAUUCAGUUUGUCAUUCCAUAAAGCAGCCAGACAUUCAGUUUGAUAUGUCAUUCCAUAAAGCAGCCAGACAUUUAGUUUGAUAUGUCAUUCCAUAAAGCAGCCAGACAUUUAGUUUGAUAUGUCAUUCCAUAAAGCAGCCAGACAUUCAGUUUGAUAUGUCAUUCCAUAAAGCAGCCAGACAUUUAGUUUGAUAUGUCAUUCCAUAAAGCAGCCAGACAUUCCCAUUAGCUUAUGGUAAUUCCAGUUUUCUUUUUUCUUCUAAAAUGUCUUCACUGUUAUUCCUCUUGUCAGAAAGACAUUUCACCUCAGUUUUGUCUAGUUUUAAUGUCUCUGGUCACUUCUGAACCGGUAGUCCUUGUCUGUAAAUUAUGUGUAUUUGUUUUGAUAUCAUCUGUGUCACAAGAUGUGCUCCAACACAGAUCCAAGCAUUAAUAUCCCAGGCUCACUGAUACUGUGUGAGAAGGUAACUGUGUGUUAGAGCAUCUAUCUACUGGCCUGUCUGUACCUGUAUCCUGGGCUUUGAGCUCUAAGGUGAAGACUGGUGAUUGUGUGUGGUGACAUCCCAAUGCCUUCUUACGGACUUGAGUCCCUCAUCCACACUAUUUAUAGACGGCUGUAUCAAAUCUAGUUCAUACACCCCUUCCAACCCCACCACCUUACUGCCUCCAGAACAUUUCUGUUGAGUGGAGCCCCCAAGGACUCACGGUUCACUGAGGAUAAAACCUCAGACAGUCUUUGACAACAAGCCAUGAGAGAAUGUUCCUGAUGGAGAGGGGCGGUCCGUUAGGCCUGAUCAAGGCAGAGUCACAUGCCAUUUGAUACCGUCAUAACAAACAAUCUGUAAUUUUGUUGAAAUAUAAAUGUUUUCAAAUACGAUAGUGAUCAAAUUCCAUACAGAGAUGAGCUGGAGGAUUUUCCGUAGACAUUUAGCCAUAAACCGCUCAAUACUUAAUUUAUUUUUUACAGUAAUUUACGUUUAUAAUUUUUUUUAAUGCUAUAAGCAAUACAGUUAAACAGAAUACCUGAAAAUAUGUCAUGUAGUAUAAGGAUGUGCUAUGCAGUAAACUCUGAAGUAUUCUGCUCUUCAGUGACCAAGUGUACCUACUACGGGGUAGGACAGGUUUGUAAUGUAUAUAAGAAGGUGGCUGAUGCAGUCAUUGUACACUGAUCUCUCUGAGUACUAUUGCUUAUCAGUGCCCACCCUUGGGUGUCUGAAUAUAGUGGAUUUAUUUUGUUUUUGUUUGGUAGUUUUUGUUCAGACCCUUAGUUGUCACUAACCUAAGUUCAGCACAGUGUUUUGUUCCAGUCAGCUCAGCCUAUGACCGCCACCUUCCGCUGCCAGGCAGUACGGGCCAAAUCAUGACCAGAGAUGGGUAUGCAUGUGUAACUCCAAUUUUUAUGUAAAUCUGUCGUUGACGUCUAUGGAUUUGUGCUGAAAUUCAAAUGAUGUGCAUGGAUAUCCAGUUAGAUUUUGGCCUUAUGAUCUCUCUUGGUCAAGUGUGUAUGUGUUGUGAAUGGGUUGCAUCUCAUGUCCCACCUCCCUGGGGGCUCUUCCAGAAAGCAGGAUCAAUGAGUUAGCCAGCUAACGGUCCCCCAAAAAACAGGAAGAACUGCAUUUUUUAAUAGAAAUAUGAACUUUAACAUUUGUAAUGGUAUAAUUGACUUGGCAACCAACAAUCCAUAUUCAGGUUGUUUUCUAAAUAACAAUUGAGAUUUAUUUGGCUGCUUAUCAAAGUUACCUGGCUAAGGUAAUGAUCCUGCUUGCUGGAACACCCCACUGCUCAUCACUCUUUCCUCCAGAUAUUCUUACUGCAGUAAAAUAUCAUUAACAGAACUCCUCACAUGCACAAACAGCACUUCUGUGUCUUACCACCUCCUCUCCUCCCUUUGCCAUGCCACACAACAUGUGUAUCAAACUCAGUAUUGUGGUCUGGGACAACCAUUCUAGGUGCAAGCAGUGCCUCCUGUUUCUUUACCUCUUCCUCUCUGUCUUGAACACAGUAUGAGGUAGUGGCUGUAUGACCACUCUGACUCUCAGCAGACAGUCAAGUGGACAGGCACAUUAGCAGCACGCCCUCUGUUACACUCAGACUAGCAUCGUUCUCAGACUUCUCCUCUGAGCGUGAAAGUGCUGCUUCAGCAGUUUUCUAGGUUCUUCUCUUGACUCUAACCAUCGUAAGAAAGGGGAAACAUUUGACCUGUACGUUUUUGACCUCACUCUUAUUACAAUUUUAGUCAAAGAAAAUUGCACUAAUUUGCCAUCCUUUAUAGUAUUAUAAAAUGAACGGUUAGUUAAUUGAAAUGUUUAAUUAUUAGUGCUAAACACAAAACCCAAUGAAACAAUCACUUGACCGUUGUGCAUGUUUAUAGAGAUAAUGUUUUGUAUGGCUAUUAUCAAGCUUGUCAAUAACGCCUUAAGAUCUGCUUUGUACAAUGUGUUAAUGGAAUGAUGCUUAUAAGUGACCCAGUUUCCCUCUUUUUCUGUAGCUGCAAAGGUGGAUCAGUUCACUCUUGUUGUAUUGACCCCCUCUUGGCACACUCCUGGUGUUUUUAUUCAUAAGCAGAAAGGAGAUGGACUGUAUCUCUGGAUAGGGAUCAGUUACAGUGAGGGAUCAUGUUAGGGUGAGUCCCUAUUGCUGCUUGAAAGCUGGACCAGUAACUGACUCACUGUUGUUUUUUUACACACACACACACACACACCACCCUCUGUUGUUCAUGUGAGUGGACGUUGGGAGUAGGUCCCUGAAGGUGAGGUAGUGCUCAAUGUAUUUUAGUUCUGGUCCUGUCUGAUCUACAUGGGAGAGAAUGUGAGGCUUUUCAAACCAGUGACAACUUUCCUUUAUUGGUAACUGUAUGGUCUGUUUUUGUUUUGUGAUUAUGGAAAAAGGCUUUAUGACCCUUGUAUAAAGUAGCCCUGUUGGUCUGAUCUUGUAUGACUGAGGUAAAUAGACUGGAUGGGAUGGUGUCGCCAGGCACUAGAGAUGCAUAAUUAAAUCAGGAAGAUGAGAAUAGUUAAAAGUUAAUGGAGUGGUUGGGUAUUUUCAGAUUUUACAUUUGUAUUUUGGCACUAAAGUUACUGCUUUUUACGUGACAUUUGACUAGUUUUAAAAGAAACAGCAUCUUUUUUUUUAAAGUAUAAAAUCUGCAAAAUAUAUGCAACGAUGUAUGUAAUAUUCAAUCCUCAAAUAUAAUCCAGGUUGUAUAAACUUUUGUAUAGUGAGUUUUAAUAUCGUAUGGCCGUACCAAUAUGUAUUGAUUCUUAUCAAAAGCCUUAGUUGUCUACCCAAAGUGCUCCCUUAGAAUACAGUACCCUACACCUACCUGAACUUUACAAAGCAUUAAUAACUAUAUUUUGUUGCGUUUUUUAUUUUUAUUUGUACCCUUUUUGAAUAAAAUAGAUUUGUACUGUAUAUUUGUACCGCUGUGAACAACUUAAGGCUGUUUUGUUUUUGUUUUGCUGUUUUAAUUCUAUGUACUUAAGGACACAAAGAUAUUGUAUUUUUAUUGUUACAGCUAACUUCUUGGAGACAUUGCAUUUAUCAUGUUUGUUAAGUAAACACAAUAAUAUAUAUAUAUAUAUACUUACUAUUA